Molecule: messenger RNA, 720 nt
Organism: Capronia epimyces CBS 606.96
Lineage: Eukaryota; Fungi; Ascomycota; Eurotiomycetes; Chaetothyriales; Herpotrichiellaceae
Exons: 3
Coding region: 1-720 (239 amino acids)
Source: RefSeq, a predicted model, not a curated record
AUGCCUCAAGCACAUCCUCCUAAGUCUGGCUGGCAGGUCAUCGAGUCGCUGUCAUCGCUGGCGCCCUUAUUCCGCCGCCCGACCAGCCAAUGCACGACACGGAGCUUCUUCACGCCCGCGACUCGCAAAGGCGCCCUGCUCGGGAUGGUCGCCCCGGCCGAGCAAGACCGCCUGAUUGCCGGGGUGGAAAUCUUCACGCGCCCGUCCGCCCUGGCGGCCGUGCAAGCGUCGCCCGAAUAUAGGGACGCCGCGUCCUCUUUGGCCACGGCCGCGCCCGCGCCUCACUUGACCACGUGGUAUCCCACCGCGGGAUUCGUAGCGCGCCGCAACCAGAUCGAGACCGGACCGGCCCAGAUCGUCAUGCUGGCCAAGUUCGUGGUGAGGGACGGAGACGGGCUCAGGGAGAAGUUGGUUGAUGUUCUGGGCAAGUAUUGCUCGUGGGUCGAAUCCAACGAGCUCACCACCCUGACCUACAGCGUCCUGACCCGGCCCGACGCCCCCAACGAAGUCCUCAUGUUUGAGCGCUACAAGGACCUCCAGGCCUUGGGCGAGCACAGCAAAACCGCCCAAUUUCGAGCCAUGUUCAAAGCAACAGGCCCCUUCAUCCAAGCGAAAAAGACCCUCCUGAGCGAGUGGAACGAACUCGACGGCUCCUUCGUCUCCAAUUUCCCCGGCGGCGGUGGCGGCAUCGGCGGCAUCGGCGCCCAAGCAAAGCUCUAG